Molecule: messenger RNA, 1510 nt
Organism: Erinaceus europaeus (western European hedgehog)
Lineage: Eukaryota; Metazoa; Chordata; Mammalia; Eulipotyphla; Erinaceidae
Gene: CALHM1
Product: calcium homeostasis modulator 1
Exons: 2
Coding region: 96-1115 (339 amino acids)
Molecular function (GO): monoatomic cation channel activity
Source: RefSeq, a predicted model, not a curated record
GCAGUGGGCACCCAGAAGGCAGAGGGGGCUGCACCAGGCGCCAUCCCUGGGGUGGUGGUGAGGCUGGGGAAGGCCCGACGGCCUGUGGGGUGACGAUGGACAAGUUCCGGAUGAUCUUCCAGUUCCUGCAGUCCAACCAGGAGUCCUUCAUGAACGGCAUCUGCGGCAUCAUGGCUCUGGCCAGCGCCCAGAUGUACUCGGCCUUUGACUUCAACUGCCCCUGCCUGCCAGGCUACAACGCAGCCUACAGCGCCGGCAUCUUGCUGGCCCCCCCGCUGGUGCUCUUCCUGCUCGGCCUGGUCCUGAAUAACAACGUGUCCAUGCUGGCCGAGGAGUGGAAGCGGCCGCCGGGCCGCCGGGCCAAGGACCCCUCGGUGCUGCGCUACAUGUUCUGCUCCAUGGCCCAGCGUGCCCUCAUCGCGCCCGUAGUCUGGGUGGCUGUCACACUGCUUGACGGCAAGUGCUUCCUCUGCGCCUUCUGCACUGCUGUGCCUGUGACCGUGCUGGGCAACGGUAGCCUGGCACCCGGCCUACCUGCGCCCGAGCUUGCCCGCCUGCUGGCCCGGGUGCCCUGCCCCGAGAUCUACGACGGGGACUGGCUGCUGGCCCGAGAGGUGGCCGUGCGCUACCUGCGCUGCAUCUCCCAGGCUCUGGGCUGGUCCUUUGUGCUGCUGACCACACUGCUGGCCUUCGUGGUGCGCUCCGUGCGGCCCUGCUUCACACAGGCCGCCUUCCUCAAAAGCAAGUACUGGUCCCACUACAUCGACAUCGAACGCAAGCUCUUCGAUGAGACAUGCACAGAGCACGCCAAAGCCUUCGCCAAGGUCUGCAUCCAGCAGUUCUUCGAGGCCAUGAACCAUGACCUGGAGCUGGGUCAUGCCCAUGGGGCGCUGGCCACCACCUCCCCAGAUGCCUCCAAUAGAGCCGAGGAGGAGAGGGAGAAACUGCGUGGUAUCACUGACCAAGGUGCCAUGAACAAGCUGCUCACAAGCUGGCACCAGUGCAAGCCACCCCUGCGUCUGGGACAGAAAGAGCCGCUGGUGGGCAAUGGCUGGGCUGGGAGCGGGCCCCGGCCUCCACGCAGGGAGGUGGUCACCUACUUCAGCAAGGUCUGAGCCCUGGACAGGAAAAGAGGCCGGAGUAGGGUCCCCAGCUCAGAUCCCCACACCUGGGCAUCUACCUGGGACACCUGCCAUCAGCCAUCAGGAAGACCCACCUGCCCUGCAAUUUAUCUGCCCUUCUGAGGCAGAGAACUUGGAGCUGCAAAGGGACCUCACUUCUCCUUCCCUGACCCUAGAUAACCCUGGGACCAUGAGCAGUAUUAGUCAGAGAUGUUCAGCACUGGCUUGGGAAAUACAAGCUUGCAUCUGCCCACACAUCCCAGGCUAUUUCAUUCUUGGCACGCUCUCUUCUUGGCUUCUCAGACAUCAUAGCCUCAGUAGCCACAAUUGGGGGGAAAAUGUCAUUAACAUGAGAAAGAGAAAAAGAGUAUCACUUUGGCACAUGCAAU